GGACGUUGAACAAGGCAAACAUGUGCUCCGCAUUGACUCGAGGAACCAUAGUCUGGGAGGAGUACAGAUCGAACCAGAGAAGUGGGAGAAACGCUGCUCCUCUACCCUGCUCCCUGUAACGAUGGCCAUGGUCUUGGAUGCUUUUGUCGGGAGAUGCAUCGAGACUCUGGCUGCCUCUAUUGGCAACAAGUUGGCAGUAGUUAUCGAGGUCAAGGAUGAGCUCGAGAAUCUUCGGAGAAGGCUAGAGAGGAUAAGCUACGUUCUUAAGGACGCAGAGAGGAGGCGGAUGCAAGAUUCGGCGAUCAGCAAUUGGUUGAACGAGCUUAAAGAUGUCAUGUACGACGCCGACGACAUCAUCGACCUCUGCAGAGCCGAGGGUGGGACACUGUUGGACGAUCAGCCACCGGCGCCGCAGACUCCACCGCCGGUAUGUUGUAGAUUUCCUUUGGUCUCUUGCUUUGCUGGUGUCAAGUUACGUCAUGAGAUCGGAAACAGAAUCAGAAGCCUCAACAAGAGACUGGAUGCGAUGUCUAGAGACGAGUUGAUGCAGAAGCUGGAGCAGUCAAGCCCAGAUGUUGUCCUGAAUAGGGGUGUGAAUCUUCGUCAGACUGAUCCACUCCUUGAACAAGAUAUAGUAGGAAAUGAAAUCAACGACGCUACCGAGAAUCUUGUGGAUUUCUUGACACGCAGAAACGAUAUCAACUGCUGUCUUUGUGCCAUCACCGGCAUGGGGGGAAUAGGAAAGACGACACUGGCUCAGAAAAUAUUUAAUGAUCCAAAGACGCAAGAUAUAUUUCAGGUUCGGGCAUGGGUUUGUGUUACACAGAAAUUUUCAGAGAUUGAAUUGCUGAAGCAGAUCAUAAGGGAAACCAGAGUGAACUACAGAGAAGAUAUGACAAAAGCGGAACUGCAACCGAUGCUUAGAGAUGCUGUUCGGGGAAAGAGUUUGUUUCUCGUGUUAGAUGAUGUGUGGCAAGCAGAUGUAUGGGUUGACUUGCUAAGAAAUCCCAUACUACAAAGUGGAGUGGCUAAUGGAAGAAUUUUGGUGACCACCAGAUAUGAAAACAUUGCUCACCAGAUAGGGUCAGCACGCAUCCAUCGGGUGAAACUAUUGCCGGAUGAUUCAGGUUGGGAACUGUUGUGCAAGAAGGCAUUUGUCAGUGGAGGGGAGGAAGAUAUGGAGAACUUGAAGGACGUGGGCUUCGACAUAGUUUCCAGAUGCAAAGGUCUUCCUCUCGCAAUCAAGACCGUGGGAAGCCUCUUGGCCACGAAGCAGAGAGGUAGGCGAGAAUGGGAAAAGGUUGCCCGUAGUGAUGCAUGGUCUAUGAGCGAGCUUCCUGAACAACUCAGGGGGGCUUUGUACUUGAGUUAUGAGGAUUUACCAUCUCAUCUCAAGCAAUGCUUCCUAUACUGCUCCCUUUUUCCCGAGGAUUAUGUACUACGUAAGGAGAGUCUCGUGAGACUCUGGUGUGCUGAAGGCUUUGUACGGUCCCAAGGAGACUCAGCGAUGGAAGAUGUAGCAGAAGAAUAUUGGAAAGAGCUUCAGAGGAGGAGCCUUCUGCAGCCUUUACCUAACUCCUUGGUGGAGAGCCCUUGCGUGAUGCAUGAUUUAUUGCGCUCUCUUGCUCAAUUCUUAUCACGAGACGAAUGUUUCUAUGGAGAUGCAGAUGCGAUAAAAUCCACACCUACCUCAAAGCUUCGCCGUCUAUCGGUCCGUGAGGAAGGUGAGAGAGUCGCGAUCCCUGAGUCGGUAAUACAGAAGAAAUGUCUGAGGACCUUGAUGGUCCUAAAGACUCCCCCGGUCGUCGAGGAUAAGCUGCUGGCAAGGCUCCCACGACUGCGUGUUCUGCUACUAAAUGGAAGAGGAAUCCAGAGCAUCCCGGAUUCUAUUGGAAAUCUAACUCAUCUACGAUAUCUAGAUCUCCGAGAGACUGACGUCUCCAGUCUACCCGAAUCCAUCGAGCGUCUUCGCAAUCUGUUAACCUUGAACGUCAUGGAUUGCAGGUAUCUGAGGAGUCUUCCUCGAGGCGUAACACGAUUGCUCAAUCUGAGGCGUCUUGGUCUUUUCAAUUCGGCAGUCCGUAACGUGCCCAAAGGCAUAGGGAGGUUGCAGCAUCUUAACGACAUCUCCGGAUUCAUUGUGGGCGACGAAGAAGAUGACAGGAGCGGAGGGUGUGACUUGGAAGAGCUUAACUCUCUCCGCGAGCUCAGAAAGCUGAGCAUAUUUAACUUGGAGAGAGUGUCGAACGGGGCUUCCGUGUUGUUCCAUAAGAACCACCUUACGAGAUUAGCCCUGCUGUGCACACCGUACAGUUGUAGGCUCGGUGGUACGCUAUACACAGAGGAGGAGAUCAGGAGGAUCGGGAAGGUCUUCGACGAGCUACGUCCUCCGCCGUGCUUGGAGGAGGAACUCUGGAUCGAUGGUUUCUUCGGCCGUAGGUUCCCGAGCUGGAUGAUGUCGUCCUUGGGAACUUCUUUUCCUCGUUUGACACGGCUGUUCCUUAAUAGAUGCGAGUUGUGCCAGAAACUUCCCCCUCUGGGCCGAUUGCCCGAGCUCAAAUACCUCGACAUCGGUGCUGCAUCUGCGCUGGUGAGAAUCGGCCACGAGUUCCUUGGAGACGAGACUUCGAAAGCAGCAUCUACCGUCGUCUUCCCGAAGCUCAAAAUUUUUCGUAUUGAAGAUAUGCCAAAUUGGGAAACGUGGAAUCUCGGUGGAAGUGGCGACGAUGAGGAUGAUGAUGGCGGCCAAGAACAUUACGGUGCAACACAAACUCUGCUAUGACUGCCUCGUCUCGAGGACUUGGUAGUUCGCAAUUGUCCCAAGCUGAGCGCGCUUCCUAUAGGCACCAAUGGCGUGCACAAAGUACGAACCUUCCCAGCCCUUAGCAGAUUAACGAUUCACGAUUGUUCAGCGUUAGAGUACAUGGAGAAUCUGGACGCGCUGGAGUAUCUAAAGCUGGUGGACGAGUCAAUGGAACACCUUCCCCCGUGGUUGCCGGGCCUGAUCCAAGGACGACGAAGCAGAUUCAAGAUGGAUGUCUUCUGCAACCUCCGUCUGCUCAAGAGAUACCUUGAUGAUGGACCAGACUGGCCGAUCGUCCGAGAAAUUCCCAUCGCCAAUAUUUACUCCGACACUGUGAACGGAAGAGCCAGUCUUCAUCAUGUCAAGGAGACUUCCUACUACCGAACGACCAAC
This is a messenger RNA of Musa acuminata subsp. malaccensis (wild Malaysian banana), 3196 nucleotides long. RefSeq names its product putative disease resistance protein RGA3. The record is from RefSeq and is a predicted model, not a curated record. Gene Ontology annotation, biological process: defense response to other organism. NCBI's taxonomy places the organism in Eukaryota, Viridiplantae, Streptophyta, Magnoliopsida, Zingiberales, Musaceae. Gene Ontology annotation, molecular function: protein binding; ADP binding.